CUUUAUAGUGCACUCUGUGCACUAUUUUUUUUAAAUGAAUGAUAUUUGGGAUUUCGCCAAGGGCAACCUUCAGUGGAGCCACGAGUGGCGGCUCAGUUUAGAGUCACGGUUGAUUUUGUAUGUAUGGUGACAGUUAGGUUGUUUAAAAAUGCUGCCGAAUUGUAGGAAAGCCUUUGCUUUCGGAAUACAAAGAAAUAAUUCUCGACUUUUUUCUGCUUGUCAAACGAGUGCCAAAAAAGGUUUAGUUCUGGGUGUGUAUGAAAAAGAUAAAGAUGACAACAGCGUGUGUCUAACCGAAGCAGCUGCUGCGUUUGACAGAUCGGUAUCAGGAAAACUCAGUGAGAUUCUGUCAGUAUCUGGACCUCCUUUAAAGAAGGGAAAGAGCCGGAUAUUUUACGGAUUACACCAGGACUUCCCGAAUGUUGCAGUUGUAGGUCUUGGCCAGAAAGGAGCAGGAGUGUGCGGGAAGGAGCACUGGGAUAACAGCAAGGAGAAUAUCCGAGCAGCUGUAGCAGUUGGAUGCAGGCAGCUUCAGGACCAGGAGAUUCCUCAUGUGGAGGUGGACCCCUGUGGAGACAGUCAGUCAGCAGCAGAGGGUGCCGUUCUCGGUCUGUUCGAGUACAAUGAGCUUAAAAGCAAGAAGAAGACCCAUGUCACUCCGAGACUGUACGGCAGUGGAGAUGAUAAAGCGUGGGAGAAGGGCGUUCUCUACGGAGAGGGGCAGAACCUGGCCAGGAGAUUGAUGGAGGCUCCAGCCAAUCACGUUACGCCUACGUUUUUUGCCGACACGAUCGAACAGAAGCUGUCUCCCUUCUCAGACAAAGUGACUGUCCAUAAAAGAGCCGAGUCAUGGAUCGAGGCUGAGCAGAUGCGAGCAUUUCUCAGUGUGUCCAAAGGCUCAGUCGAGCCCCCAGUCUUCCUGGAGCUGCACUACACUGGAAACCCAGAUUCCACCCAGGCGCCUUUAGUGCUUGUAGGCAAAGGAGUCACUUUUGACAGUGGUGGAAUCUCCAUUAAACCCUCCUCUGGUAUGGAUGCCAUGAGGGCGGAUAUGGGCGGAGCCGCUACCGUGUGUUCAGCCAUCGUCACGGCAGCUGCUCUCAAACUGCCAAUCAACAUCGUAGGUUUAACCCCUCUCUGUGAGAACAUGCCUAGCGGAAAAGCUAACAAACCAGGAGAUGUCAUAAAGGCGAAGAACGGCAAAACCAUCCAGAUUGAUAACACUGACGCUGAGGGUCGUUUGAUUUUGGCUGAUGCCCUGUGCUACGCUCAUAACUUCAACCCCAGGGCUAUAGUCAAUGCCGCCACUCUUACGGGUGCUAUGGAUGUCGCCUUGGGUUCUGCUGCUACAGGUGUUUUCACUAACUCUGACUGGCUUUGGGAACGGCUGCAUAAGGCAAGUGUUAUCACGGGAGACCGGGUGUGGAGGAUGCCUCUGUUCCAGCAUUACACCAGACAAGUCACAGAAAGUGCUCUGGCAGACUUGAACAAUGUUGGAAAAUAUAGCCGCUCAGGUGGUGCGUGUACAGCCGCUGCGUUCCUGCAGGAGUUCGUAACGGCUGGUCAUUGGGCUCAUCUGGAUAUCGCCGGGGUGAUGUCCAACAAGGAUGAAGUGACCUACCUGCGGAAGGGAAUGUCCGGGAGACCCACGAGGACACUCGUCGAGUUUGCUGCUGCUUUGGCAUCCGAGUCUUAAAAAGUGUCCAAGUUAAAAAUUCCUAACGGUUUUUUUUGGGGGGGGGGGGGGGGGUAGAAUUUGAAUUUUUUUUCCCCCCUAAUUAUACAAAGUAGUCAAAGCAGUAGAUAAUGAUGAUCAUGCCAGCAAUUGUUCAAACACGUUUUAUCAUAAAAAUUGCAUUUUGUAACAAGUCCUCCACUCAUUUUUUUAUGUGUGUCUAAUGUCUGGUUUAGCUGGCUUCAGACGAAAGAUAAUCAUGAAUAAAUGUUUCUUAAUGUCGAA
This is a messenger RNA of Clarias gariepinus (North African catfish), 1960 nucleotides long. RefSeq names its product leucine aminopeptidase 3 (gene lap3). The transcript is spliced from 13 exons. Gene Ontology annotation, biological process: proteolysis. Lineage: Eukaryota; Metazoa; Chordata; Actinopteri; Siluriformes; Clariidae. Gene Ontology annotation, molecular function: manganese ion binding; metalloaminopeptidase activity. Gene Ontology annotation, cellular component: cytoplasm. The coding region runs from base 149 to 1696 and encodes 515 amino acids. The record is from RefSeq and is a predicted model, not a curated record.